GCGGAGUGCAGUUUGGAAAAAAAUAUCAAAUCGAUAACCGGAUGAGGGCGUGUUGAAGAAAUCCAAGCUGGGACAACUUGAAUCUCAAAAACACAGUUUGUGUAGUGUACGGGUACGAUAAUUACGCAGUCUUUCCGGUAGUACUAAGAAAUCGAGAGGCUCGAUAUCCAUCGCAUCUUUCCCUACCAUUAUAAUUCUUCUCUCUCGACUCUCCCCCGCAUCCACCAUCACCACACAACGAGCCAACAAGAUGCCGUCGCAAGCCGUCACCUACACCACCGCUGCCGUUGCGGCCGUCGCCACGGGUUUCCUCGCCUACGCCGUCUACUUCGACUACAAGAGGCGCAAUGACCCCGAGUUCAGGAGACAACUCAGGCGCAGCGCCAGGCGACAGGCUCGUCAGGAGAAAGAAUACGCCGAGUUGAGCCAGCAGGCCCAGAGACAACGAAUCAGGCAAAUGGUUGAUGAGGCCAAGGAGGAGGGCUUCCCUACCACUUCGGACGAGAAGGAGGCCUACUUCCUCGAGCAGGUCCAGGCUGGUGAGAUCUUGGGCCAGGAUCCCACCAAGGCCAUCGAUGCCUCCCUCGCUUUCUACAAGGCCCUCAAGGUCUACCCUACGCCCGGCGACCUUAUCAGCAUCUACGACAAGACCGUUGCCAAGCCCAUCCUCGACAUCCUCGCCGAGAUGAUCGCUUACGACCCCAGCCUCAAAAUUGGCACCAACUACACCGGCGGCGUCGAUGUUGCCGAGCUCAUGCGCGAGAUGGCCUCCGCCCCCGGUGUUGGCCUCGACUAAACGAGUCCACCAAAUACAGCAAGAAGCAUAACGCUAGGGAGAGUGACAACAAUAGCCCACCUCGCAAGAAACGUCCGGGGGUAUCAGUUGACGUUGCGGUGGUUCCCCGCAGUCCCUCAAAGGGGUUAGGGGAAUUGGGUGGUUACGGUUGUUGGGAAAACGGCGCGUGACGCACCAACGAUGGCUUUUGUGGACGAAAGGAAGAAAGCUAGGAAUAGUGGAAACAGGACGAGCAUUCCAACAGACGACCCCGGAUCGAUUUAUACCCAGCCAGCUAGAAGAAAAAGGGGAGGCUAGCGGUCCUUUGCUUGUCUGACACAUAACUCCCCUUUCAACGUACGUCCUUUGCACCGCACUUUGGCUCUCUCUCCCCGGUCAGUAUUGCUCUCUCACGUCACCACUCUUGAACUCCCAACAGGUCAGCAGGUUUACGAGCACCACACUUCCUCCCUUAUCAUUGGCUGGCUGGUAUCUCAACCGAGCGUUUGAGGGUCGAACGCUCACCCGAACUAUCUACCUACCACCUUGUACAAUAUUUCUGUUCUGUUCUGUUCAUGUUCCGGAGAUGCGCGGGAUGGUGGUGGUCUCCUAUUUUAUCCUGUAGCAUCAUGUACAUAGCGAAAAUUGGGUCCUAUCAGGAUAACGGACGGUGAUUUCUGUAUGCGCGAACGGGAUAGCAGGCCACUUCAGGGGUGCUUAAUGAGACAAGAACGUAAGAAACGUAUUGCCAAUCUUCCCACUACGAUCCAGUACCAGUUUGUGUGUUAGCUCAAGACCUCGUGUCAACUUUCCUCUGCGUUUUUAUGGCUAAUCAAUGCGUGAUCCUAC
Messenger RNA from Neurospora crassa OR74A, 1624 nucleotides. RefSeq names its product outer mitochondrial membrane translocase 20 (gene tom20). Gene Ontology annotation, biological process: protein targeting; protein import into mitochondrial matrix; tRNA import into mitochondrion. The transcript has 5 exons. Gene Ontology annotation, cellular component: mitochondrial outer membrane translocase complex; mitochondrial outer membrane. Bases 251 to 796 code for a protein of 181 amino acids. Lineage: Eukaryota; Fungi; Ascomycota; Sordariomycetes; Sordariales; Sordariaceae. The record is from RefSeq and is a predicted model, not a curated record. Gene Ontology annotation, molecular function: transmembrane protein transporter activity.